This is a messenger RNA of Aspergillus oryzae RIB40, 606 nucleotides long. RefSeq lists its product as uncharacterized. The transcript is spliced from 2 exons. NCBI's taxonomy places the organism in Eukaryota, Fungi, Ascomycota, Eurotiomycetes, Eurotiales, Aspergillaceae. The record is from RefSeq and is a predicted model, not a curated record. The coding region runs from base 1 to 606 and encodes 201 amino acids.
AUGGCACCAAACGGUCUUCGCGCCAGCGAGAUAGUGAAUAAUGGACUCCCUGAUCUAUUCAGAGGCAUAAACCACACUACCAACGAUGCCACCCACGACCUCCUAUUUAACGGGGCAUUGAUGCCCUGGCCUAACUUCCACCAAGAUGUGGAGACAGCUUACUUGAACUUUGCGUGGAUCCCCCGUAUUAUUGACCACCAACAAGCAUCUGGGAGGGUGUCAAACUGGAACCUCCAGUUUGAGCAGACCGCGGUCGGUGACGAAACUGGCGUGCAAGGCCGCUGGGGCCAGCAUGUAAAUCAAGUUAUGUCUGCGGUAUUUUUAUCCCAGAAUAUCAACAUUCAAAUCGGUGGCUUCCGAGCCACGACUAGCAGCUAUAGCAAGGUCCCGGAUAUGGCGGGAGCGAGUCGCGCAACAGGCGCUUUACGUUUUGUUGGGGAAUUAAAAACUCCCUGGGUUGAACAGCACGUUUUGUCAGAAGCCAUGGGCGAUGACCACACUUUCAGACAUAUCCUCGGUGGGUCGGGCUGGGUGCUACCUAUGACAACUUGUCUGGACAACUUUAACAUCCUACCACGGGCUGGCGACUGGAAUAAAGCCCGAUAA